AAUUCAUUUGAAGUUCCUUUGACUUUCAGAAAAAAGUUAAAGACAAUUGUUUGAUAAGGUGUUGAUGUUUUCUUUUCAGCUACUAUAAGAAUGAAGAGCAAGAGUCCACACAUUCCAUCACAGAUUCCGAACUGCCAAGGAGGGAAAAGGAGAAUGAACAACACAAUGGUGGAAGAGAAGGCAGAUGUGAUCAAUGGAAAAGAAGUUAUACCCCUUCUCACCCCAUUCAAGAUGGGAAAAUUCAAUCUUUCUCACAGGAUUGUUCUGGCACCAUUAACAAGAACAAGAUCUUACAACUUCGUGGCUCAGCCUCAUGCUGCUCUCUAUUAUUCUCAAAGAACAACAAAAGGUGGACUUUUGAUUGGAGAAGCCUCAGGGGUGUCAGAAACUGCACAAGGGUACCCAAAUACACCAGGCAUUUGGACAAGAGAACAAGUGGAAGCAUGGAAACCAAUUGUGAGAGCUGUUCACGAGAAAGGGGGUAUAUUCUUUUGCCAACUUUGGCAUGCUGGAAGAGUCUCCAACUAUGCGUAUCAGCCAAAUGGACAACCUCCAAUUUCAAGCACAAACAAGGCAAUUGAAGGUAGCAACACCAAAUAUCCCUCUCCACAUCGUCUCAGAACAGAUGAAAUACCUAUGAUUGUCAAUGACUUCAGAAUGGCAGCCAAAAAUGCUAUAGAAGCUGGCUUUGAUGGUGUGGAGAUACAUGGAGCCAAUGGAUACUUACUCGACCAGUUCCUAAAAGACCAUGUGAACGACAGAGACGAUGAAUUUGGAGGUAGUUUAGAAAAUCGUUGUCGAUUUCCACUGAUGGUCGUGGAGGCAAUAAUUAACGAGGUUGGAUCAGACAGAGUUGGUGUUAGACUCUCUCCUUUUGCUAACUACUGUGAUUGCAAAGACUCUGAUCCUCAAGCACUUGGCAUUUACAUGGCUCAAUCCUUAAGAAAAUUGGACAUUCUUUACUGUCAUGUCAUUGAACCCAGGAUGGUUACAAUGUUUGAGAAGUGUGAGACCAAUGUGUCAUUGUCCGAUAUUAGAAAGGCUUUUGGUGGAACCUUUAUUGUGGCUGGCGGUUACAAUAGGAGUGGUGGAAACAAAGUGGUUUCCGACGGUGGUGCCGAUUUGGUGGCUUAUGGACGCUUGUUUUUGGCUAAUCCAGAUCUGCCGAAGAGAUUUGAGCUUGAUGCUGAAUUGAACAAGCCUGAUAGAAGCACUUUUUACACCAGUGAUCCUGUUGUUGGAUAUACAGAUUAUCCUUUUCUUCAACAUGAUCACUGA
Molecule: messenger RNA, 1278 nt
Organism: Vigna angularis (adzuki bean)
Lineage: Eukaryota; Viridiplantae; Streptophyta; Magnoliopsida; Fabales; Fabaceae
Product: putative 12-oxophytodienoate reductase 11
Exons: 5
Coding region: 91-1278 (395 amino acids)
Molecular function (GO): oxidoreductase activity; FMN binding
Source: RefSeq, a predicted model, not a curated record